GGGAGCGGCGGCUUCGAUCCCCCGCCAGCCUACCACGAGGUGGUGGACGCGGAGAAGAAUGAUGAAAAUGGAAAUUGCUCAGGGGAAGGAAUUGAAUUCCCCACAACAAAUUUGUAUGAACUGGAAAGCCGUGUUUUGACUGAUCAUUGGUCUAUCCCAUACAAGCGGGAGGAAUCACUAGGCAAAUGUCUCUUGGCUUCUACCUACUUAGCAAGACUCGGUCUUUCAGAGUCCGAUGAGAACUGCAAAAGAUUUAUGGAGCGGUGUAUGCCCGAGGCAUUUAAAAAGCUCCUGACAUCAAGUGCUGUUCACAAGUGGGGUACUGAAAUUCAUGAAGGAAUCUACAACAUGUUGAUGCUACUAAUAGAAUUGGUUGCAGAGAGAAUAAAGCAGGAUCCAAUUCCCAUUGGUCUCCUAGGCGUGCUUACAAUGGCUUUCAAUCCUGAUAAUGAAUACCACUUUAAAAACAGAAUGAAAGUGUCUCAGAGGAACUGGGCAGAGGUGUUUGGAGAGGGAAAUAUGUUUGCUAUUUCACCUGUAUCUACUUUCCAAAAGGAACCUCAUGGAUGGGUUGUGGACUUGGUAAAUAAGUUUGGAGAAUUAGGUGGAUUUGCAGCAAUCCAAGCCAAACUCCAUUCAGAAGAUAUAGAACUUGGGGCCGUCUCAGCGCUGGUACAGCCCUUAGGGGUGUGCGCAGAGUACCUCAACUCCUCCGUGGUACAGCCUAUGCUGGACCCAGUCAUCCUUACCACAAUUCAGGAUGUUCGGAGUGUGGAGGAGAAGGACCUCAAAGACAAGAGAUUGGUUAGCAUCCCUGAGCUCUUAUCUGCCAUUAAGUUACUUUGCAUGCGUUUCCAACCGGAUCUGGUGACGAUUGUGGAUGACCUUCGCCUUGACAUCCUGCUGCGCAUGCUGAAGUCACCACAUUUCAGUGCUAAAAUGAACUCCCUCAAAGAGGUAACCAAACUAAUAGAAGACAGUACCUUAUCCAAGUCUGUGAAGAAUGCUAUAGAUACAGACCGAUUGCUGGACUGGCUAGUUGAAAACUCCGUUCUGUCAAUUGCACUGGAAGGCAACAUAGACCAAGCACAAUACUGUGACCGCAUAAAGGGAAUUAUUGAACUCUUGGGCAGUAAAUUGUCAUUAGAUGAACUCACUAAAAUUUGGAAGAUACAAUCAGGACAGUCAUCUACGGUAAUUGAGAACAUUCACACUAUUAUUGCUGCAGCAGCUGUGAAGUUUAACGCAGAUCAGCUUAAUCACUUGUUUGUUCUCAUUCAGAAGAGCUGGGAGAUCGAGAGUGACAGGGUAAGACAGAAGCUGUUGAGUCUGAUUGGACGAAUCGGCCGGGAAGCUCGAUUUGAGGCCACUUCUGGAAAGGUGUUAGACGUUCUCUGGGAACUGGCUCACCUUCCAACCUUGCCCAGUAGCCUUAUUCAGCAAGCCCUGGAGGAGCACUUGACAAUCCUGAGCGAUGCCUACGCAGUGAAGGAAGCAAUCAAGAGGAGCUACAUCAUCAAGUGCAUAGAAGACAUUAAAAGGCCUGGAGAAUGGUCAGGUUUGGAAAAAAACAAGAAAGAUGGAUUCAAGUCAUCUCAACUUAAUAAUCCGCAGUUUGUGUGGGUGGUCCCCGCUUUGCGUCAGCUUCAUGAAAUCACUCGUUCAUUUAUAAAACAGACCUAUCAAAAGCAAGACAAGAGCAUUAUUCAAGACCUGAAGAAAAAUUUUGAAAUAGUCAAGUUGGUUACAGGAAGUUUACUAGCUUGUCAUCGACUUGCAGCAGCUGUGGCUGGGCCCGGAGGCCUGACUGGCUUGACACUGGUGGACGGCCGCUACACUUACCGGGAGUAUUUAGAGGCACAUCUGAAAUUUCUAGCAUUUUUCUUACAAGAAGCUACACUGUAUCUGGGGUGGAACCGAGCCAAAGAAAUCUGGGAGUGCCUUGUGACUGGCCAGGAUGUCUGCGAGUUAGAUCGAGAGAUGUGCUUUGAGUGGUUUACAAAAGGGCAGCAUGAUCUCGAGAGUGACGUUCAGCAGCAGCUCUUCAAGGAGAAAAUUCUGAAACUGGAGUCCUAUGAGAUCACCAUGAAUGGUUUCAACUUAUUUAAGACUUUUUUUGAAAAUGUGAAUCUCUGUGAUCAUCGAUUGAAAAGACAAGGAGCUCAAUUGUAUGUAGAAAAGCUGGAAUUGAUAGGAAUGGAUUUCAUUUGGAAAAUAGCCAUGGAAUCACCUGAUGAAGAAAUUGCUAAUGAAGCUAUUCAAUUAAUCAUAAACUACAGUUACAUUAAUCUAAAUCCUAGGUUAAAGAAGGACUCAGUGUCUUUACAUAAGAAAUUUAUUGCUGAUUGUUAUACGAGACUAGAAGCAGCCAGUUCAGCACUCGGUGGCCCCACUCUAACACAUGCUGUGACCCGAGCAACAAAAAUGCUCACUGCAACAGCAAUGCCAACUGUAGCAACAUCAGUUCAGUCUCCAUACAGAUCAACAAAACUUGUGAUAAUCGAGAGAUUGCUUCUUCUGGCCGAACGCUAUGUGAUCACAAUAGAGGAUUUUUACUCUGUUCCACGAACUAUUCUACCUCACGGUGCCUCAUUUCAUGGACAUCUUUUAACUCUUAAUGUUACCUAUGAGUCUACCAAAGAUACCUUCACUGUAGAGGCUCACAGUAAUGAAACCAUAGGCAGUGUCCGGUGGAAGAUAGCCAAACAGCUGUGCUCUCCUGUGGACAACAUACAGAUAUUUACGAACGAUAGCCUGCUGACAGUGAAUAAAGAUCAGAAGCUCCUCCACCAGCUGGGAUUUGCUGAUGAACAAGUUCUUACAGUGAAGACUUCUGGCAGUGGGACCCCCUCUGGGAGCUCUGCAGACUCCUCAACCAGCUCCAGCAGCAGCAGCAGCGGGGUUUUUAGUUCAUCAUAUGCCAUGGAACAGGAGAAAUCUCUCCCUGGUGUGGUGAUGGCACUUGUAUGUAAUGUGUUUGACAUGCUAUAUCAGCUUGCCAAUCUAGAGGAGCCAAGGAUAACUCUACGAGUACGGAAGCUUCUGCUCUUGAUACCUACUGAUCCAGCCAUUCAGGAAGCCCUUGAUCAGCUGGAUUCUUUAGGCAGAAAGAAAACCUUGCUCUCGGAAGCAAGCUCCCAGUCUUCAAAGUCUCCGUCCCUUUCGUCGAAGCAGCAGCAGCAGCAGCAGCAGCCCAGCGCCAGCUCCAUCCUAGAGAGUUUGUUCCGCUCUUUUGCUCCCGGCAUGUCAACCUUCAGGGUGCUCUACAACCUGGAAGUUCUAAGCUCCAAACUCAUGCCAACAGCUGACGAUGACAUGGCAAGAAGCUGUGCAAAAUCCUUCUGUGAGAACUUUCUCAAAGCAGGAGGUUUGAGUUUGGUUGUAAAUGUCAUGCAGAGAGACUCCAUCCCAUCAGAAGUAGACUAUGAGACCAGGCAGGGUGUUUAUUCUAUCUGUCUACAACUUGCAAGGUUUCUACUUGUCGGACAGACAAUGCCAACAUCAUUAGAUGAAGACCUCACCAAAGAUGGUAUAGAAGCACUUUCUUCCCGUCCAUUCCGAAAUGUGAGCCGGCAGACAAGCAGACAGAUGUCCCUAUGUGGGACCCCAGAAAAGUCAUCCUACAGACAAUUGUCAGUAUCUGACAGGUCUUCCAUUAGGGUUGAGGAGAUCAUCCCUGCUGCCCGAGUUGCAAUCCAAACUAUGGAAGCCAGUGAUUUCACGGCCACUGUCGCUUGUUUCAUGAGACUGUCAUGGGCUGCAGCUGCAGGGCGGCUUGACCUUGUUGGAAGUAGCCAGCCGAUUAAAGAAAGUAAUUCUCUGUUUCCUGCUGGGAUUAGAAACAGACUCAGCAGUUCAGGAAGCAAUUGCAGCUCCGGCAGUGAAGGAGAGCCAGCAGCCCUGCAUGCUGGCAUCUGUGUCCGGCAGCAGUCUGUGUCCACCAAAGACGCCCUGAUUGCUGGAGAAGCUUUGUCUCUUCUCGUUACGUGCCUGCAGCUUCGGAGUCAGCAACUGGCGUCUUUCUAUAACUUGCCAUGUGUUGCUGAUUUUAUCAUUGACAUUUUGCUUGGAUCACCAAGUGCUGAGAUCCGCCGGGUUGCCUGCGAUCAGCUGUAUACUCUCAGUCAAACAGACACUUCAGCCCAUGCAGAAGUGCAGAAGCCAAAUCAGUUCCUCUUAGGCGUCAUUCUCACAGCUCAGCUGCCUCUCUGGUCCCCAACCAGUAUCAUGAGAGGAGUCAAUCAGAGACUGCUGUCUCAGUGCAUGGAGUAUUUUGAUUUGCGGUGCCAGUUACUAGAUGACCUGACAACUUCAGAAAUGGAGCAGUUACGAAUCAGCCCAGCCACCAUGCUUGAAGAUGAGAUUACAUGGCUGGAUAACUUUGAACCUAACCGAACAGCGGAAUGUGAGACCAGUGAGGCAGACAACAUCUUAUUGGCAGGACACUUGCGGCUCAUCAAGACCCUGCUUUCACUCUGUGGAGCAGAAAAGGAAAUGCUUGGUUCGUCACUCAUUAAACCGUUGUUAGAUGACUUCCUUUUCCGAGCUUCUAGAAUUAUUUUAAAUAGUCAUUCUCCAGCUGGCAGUGCCGCCAUCAGUCAACAGGACUUUCAUCCAAAGUGUAGUACAGUGAACAGCCGCUUGGCGGCCUAUGAGGUUCUUGUGAUGUUAGCCGACAGCUCACCUUCAAAUCUUCAGAUUAUUACAAAAGAACUGCUGUCAAUGCACCAUCAGCCUGACCCUGCUCUCACCAAAGAGUUUGACUACCUUCCCCCCGUGGACAGCAGAUCCAGUUCAGGGUUUGUGGGACUGAGGAACGGUGGUGCCACUUGUUACAUGAACGCAGUCUUCCAGCAACUGUACAUGCAGCCCGGACUCCCUGAGUCACUUCUUUCAGUGGAUGAUGAUACAGACAAUCCAGAUGACAGUGUAUUUUACCAAGUACAGUCCCUCUUUGGACAUUUGAUGGAAAGCAAGCUGCAGUAUUAUGUGCCUGAGAACUUCUGGAAGAUCUUCAAGAUGUGGAACAAGGAGCUCUAUGUGAGGGAGCAGCAGGAUGCAUAUGAGUUCUUCACCAGUCUUAUUGAUCAGAUGGAUGAGUAUCUCAAGAAAAUGGGACGAGAACAAAUUUUUAAGAAUACUUUCCAGGGCAUCUAUUCUGAUCAGAAGAUCUGUAAAGAUUGUCCUCACAGAUAUGAGCGUGAGGAAGCUUUCAUGGCUCUCAAUCUAGGAGUUACUUCUUGCCAAAGCUUGGAAAUCUCUUUGGACCAGUUUGUUAGAGGUGAAGUUUUAGAAGGAAGUAAUGCAUACUACUGUGAGAAGUGUAAAGAAAAGAGAAUAACAGUGAAAAGAACAUGCAUUAAGUCUUUACCUAGUGUGUUGGUAAUUCACCUGAUGAGAUUUGGCUUUGACUGGGAGAGUGGACGAUCCAUUAAAUACGAUGAACAAAUACGGUUUCCCUGGAUGCUCAAUAUGGAGCCUUACACAGUCUCGGGAAUGGCCCGCCAGGACUCAUCUUCCGAAGUUGGUGAAAAUGGGAGAAAUAUGGAUCAAGGAGGUGGAGGAUCCCCACGGAAAAAAGUUGCCCUCACAGAAAACUACGAGCUUGUUGGUGUCAUUGUACACAGUGGGCAGGCACAUGCAGGCCAUUACUAUUCCUUCAUCAAGGACAGGCGGGGGUGUGGAAAAGGAAAGUGGUAUAAAUUUAAUGACACCGUUAUAGAAGAAUUUGACCUAAAUGAUGAGACCCUGGAGUAUGAAUGCUUUGGAGGAGAAUAUAGACCGAAAGUUUAUGAUCAAACAAACCCAUACACUGAUGUACGUCGAAGAUACUGGAAUGCCUACAUGCUCUUCUACCAAAGGGUGUCUGAUCAAAACUCCCCUGUAUUGCCAAAGAAAAGUCGAGUCAGCGUUGUAAGACAAGAGGCUGAGGAUCUCUCUCUGUCAGCUCCAUCUUCACCUGAGAUUUCGCCUCAAUCCUCUCCUCGGCCCCAUAGGCCUAAUAAUGACAGGCUUUCUAUUCUAACGAAGCUGGUUAAAAAAGGUGAGAAGAAAGGACUGUUUGUGGAGAAAAUGCCUGCUCGGAUAUACCAGAUGGUGAGAGAUGAAAACCUCAAGUUUAUGAAGAAUAGAGACGUGUACAGUAGUGACUAUUUCAGUUUUGUUUUGUCUUUAGCAUCAUUGAAUGCCACUAAACUAAAGCACCCAUAUUAUCCUUGCAUGGCAAAGGUGAGUUUGCAGCUUGCCAUUCAGUUCCUUUUCCAAACUUACCUACGAACAAAGAAAAAACUCAGGGUUGAUACUGAAGAAUGGAUUGCUACUAUUGAAGCGUUACUUUCAAAGAGUUUGGAUGCUUGUCAGUGGCUUGUUGAGUAUUUUAUUAGCUCUGAAGGACGGGAAUUGGUAAAGGUUUUCUUGUUGGAGUGCAGUGUGAGAGAAGUACGUGUUGCUGUGGCCACCAUUCUGGAGAAGACCUUAGACAGUGCCUUGUUUUAUCAGGAUAAGUUAAAAAGCCUUCAUCAGUUAUUGGAAGUCCUGCUUGCUCUUUUGGAUAAAGAUGUCCCAGAAAAUUGUAAAAAUUGUGCUCAGUACUUUUCCCUGUUCAACACUUUUGUACAAAAGCAAGGUAUUAGGGCUGGAGAUCUUCUUCUGCGGCACUCAGCACUGCGACACAUGAUCAGCUUUCUCCUUGGAGUCAAUCGACAGAACAGUCAGAUACGCCGGUGGAGUUCAGCACAAGCACGGGAAUUUGGGAAUCUCCACAACACUGUCGCAUUGCUGGUCUUGCACACAGAUGUCUCUUCCCAGAGGAAUGUUGCUCCUGGCAUAUUUAAACAACGGCCACCUAUUAGUGUUGCUCCCUCAAGCCCUCUGCUGCCCCUCCACGAGGAAGUAGAAGCCUUAUUGUUCUUGUCUGAAGGCAAACCUUACCUGUUAGAGGUCAUGUUUGCUCUGCGGGAGCUGACCGGCUCCCUGCUGGCACUCAUGGAGAUGGUGGUCUACUGCUGUUUCUGUAAUGAGCACUUUUCCUUCACGAUGCUGCACUUCAUUAAGAACCAGCUGGAAACCGCUCCACCCCAUGAGUUAAAGAAUACAUUCCAGCUACUGCAUGAGAUAUUGGUCAUUGAAGAUCCCAUACAAGUAGAGCGAGUCAAAUUUGUGUUUGAGACAGAAAAUGGAUUACUAGCAUUGAUGCACCACAGUAACCAUGUGGACAGCAGUCGUUGCUACCAGUGUGUCAAAUUUCUUGUCACUCUUGCUCAAAAGUGUCCUGCUGCUAAAGAAUACUUCAAGGAGAAUUCUCAUCACUGGAGUUGGGCUGUACAGUGGUUACAGAAGAAGAUGUCAGAACAUUAUUGGACUCCGCAGAGCAAUGUCUCUAACGAAACCUCAACUGGAAAAACCUUUCAGCGAACCAUCUCAGCUCAGGACACAUUAGCAUAUGCCACAGCUUUGCUGAAUGAAAAGGAGCAAUCAGGAAGCAGCAACGGGUCGGAGAGCAGCCCUGCCAAUGAGAAUGGGGAGAGACACUUACAGCAGGGUUCAGAAUCUCCCAUGAUGAUUGGCGAAUUAAGAAGUGACCUUGAUGAUGUUGACCCUUAGAGCAGUGUGCCCAAAUGGGAUGCUCAGCACCUUUUGGAAACCAGAAUCGCAGCCUUGAAGCCCUUACCAGAGCCUGGAGUCUGAGCCAGGAGUGUAAUGGAGGACCAUGUGUUCCCAAGGGAAGCCUUCUCUGGCCACUAGAAGGUGGGAGCUGCUUAGCAGCGAGCGGGAGAAUCCUGGCACGUGGACCAGCUGUCCCAGGUGAACAUGUGCACUGACACAUCAUUUUAGGAAGUAAAGCUGGUGGCAACUUGGGACACCUGAACCUAGGAGAGUGAGGAUGGAGGAGCAAAGCUAUGGCUUUCUCUGUGACGUAUGGGCUGGGCAGGGGGGGGAUCUUUUGGUUUUUAUAUUUCUAGGUAUGUGAGGGAAAUUUUUAAUCUGCAGUAACGUUGAAUAGGAAUAUCCUGUUUAGAACGAUGUAAAGAUAUGUGGUAAAAUUCCUUUCAUUGUAAAAUAGUAAUUGAAUCCAGUUUACAUAGACCUUUGUAUUUAAUAUGUCUCCCGCUUUGUACAGAAUCUCUCGUUUUGUCUGGUUAAGAGCCCUCGGCAUAAUCUUAGAUCUUGAUGACAUGUUACUAGUAUCAGAAAUUGUGGCAUUAUUAAGCUCUUUAAGGUAUUUUCUGAUUCAAGAUUGAAAAGAGCAAUAAUAAAUUUAAAACAAAAUAAAAAAAGCUAUGUUCUCUAGAAGUAUAGGGUGCAUUCUGAGAUCAAUCACUGAAAAGUGAUGAGUUGUUCCCAAAAUAAAAUUUUAAAACAACAAAAUUAAAAGCACUUUAUAAUUUUAUUGAGUUUGACUUCAUAAAAUUAUCUUUUUAAUGCUCGGAGACAUAUUGAAUAAACUAGUCUUAAGUCAUGUGAUCUGCAAUCAUUUGUUUUUACUUAAACAUAAUUUCUGUGGCCCUUGUAUUGAUUGUAUAUUGAGUUAAAUACCUAGGCUGGGAGCUGCUGCUUUGUGAGAUGAAUCAUACUUUUACUACAGAAAAAGAACUCAAGACUUUGUUUCUCCUUGACGAGAUACUGAAAAGGCAAGAUUUAAACCUUACUUUCUCUGAAAUAACUAGAAAAUAGUUAGACACCACCCAUUUAGUUGUAUUUGCCAACAUGGCCUCGGUCUCUGGUCUCAGGCUGGGGUUGCCCCGCCGUUCCCUGUGGUCUUGUCAUUUUGUAUUUUGAACUGCUCGGUUUCCGCCGCCUUGUUCACCUUGAGUUACGUUUCUGCCUUAUUCCCACGUGCCGGGCACAGAACUAAAGGAGCCUCGGGAGUGCCAGGCUGCCACUGUCAGCCAGAUCUGCCCAGUCAGAGAGGCACGGCCAGCCCCAAGUGCCUUUUUGAUGCUUUUGCGUUGUGGGGAUGAGUGGCAGGCAGGUGGCAUCCCCUGCUGUGGGCUUCAGGGCCUUCAUGCCACUGUUGAGCUGUGGAUGUCCUGUGCAGCCGGCUUCACUUGUAGCUCCUGUCGCCUACCACAGGCCAGUGUCAGACUCACAGAGAUGGAAGGGCCAGCAUGUAAGAGCAGAGCUGUGCCCUUAGGGAAACAGAGGCAAGUGGCAGGUCUGGUCUGGUUCUGGUGUUCUUACAGUUUUUGAAUGUGAGGGUCUAAAGUUGAUUUUGAAUAUCUGAACGCCCGUAUCCCAUGGUUUCCCUUCCCGACUCCCCAUCUCUUCACACCCAUGCUUGCAGAAAGAUUGUGUGGGACAUGCAUUGAAAUGCUGACGAUGAUACUUAGUGGGAUAUCAUUGCCGGCAACUGCACUCAGGAGCCCGGAUUCAGGAGUGACAUUGCCACUUCUAGUCAGUCCCCUUAUUUCCUAUGGAAACGACGCCUUCCGCCCCUGCACCCGCUGUCCUCACAGAAAGCUGCAUCAGGAUCGCCAGCGCUGUCCGCUUUGGUCCAUCAUCUUCCUUGUUGCUACAUUGAGCAUCUUCACCACGUUACCAGUAACCACUUGAUUUCCAACAGCUGCAGUCCACUAACCUACUGAGGACCUUUUUAAAUGUAGUACCACAAAGUGACACUAGGCAGGCUUGCCUUGGAAGAGUUGUCAUUUUUACUGCCAAUUUUUGGAUGAAGAUGUUUUUAUAAUCUUUUACAAUGGUCUGCAAUCAAGCAGGAAUUGCACAAUUGACUCAACGCUGUGUGUUCUCAAGAAGCUCUUGCAGUCCAGUCUGACCUCAGGACUGCUCUCCUGCUCCUAAGGCAUCCUGGGACAGACAGAUGAGCCUCCCACAGGCAGCUUGCCUGCAGCUCCCCGGGUGAACUCUCGUGGUCGCCAACAGCUCGUGGCUGUAAAACCCAGAGCUUGAGCUACCAAACUCACCUGGCUUGCCCCACCCUCCCUGCUAACACCGAGGCGUGUGCAGCAUCUUUUGAGCUUGGAACAAGCAGACUGGAAUUUUCCUCUGCUACCUCUUGUGUACAAAAUCUUGUUUAUAAAAUUGCAAAAGGAAGUAGAUAAACUAGGAAAGACUCUGGAUUCUAAAUUUGGUUCCUGUGUGGUGGAGUUCUUAGCUUCUAAGAGUAGGAAAUAAAUUUUUCAAAAAUGUA
Messenger RNA from Peromyscus maniculatus bairdii (prairie deer mouse), 10147 nucleotides. It is a transcript of the gene Usp24, whose product is annotated as ubiquitin specific peptidase 24. Gene Ontology annotation, cellular component: nucleus; cytosol. NCBI's taxonomy places the organism in Eukaryota, Metazoa, Chordata, Mammalia, Rodentia, Cricetidae. Gene Ontology annotation, molecular function: cysteine-type deubiquitinase activity; protein binding. The record is from RefSeq and is a predicted model, not a curated record. Gene Ontology annotation, biological process: protein deubiquitination.